AAUAAAAUUAUGGUUUUCUGAUUUUUUGGCCAGUUCCAUCCUUUUGCAACUUAGAGUAGGUAUAUAAAACUCCCUGGCUCAGUGGAAGAUCUAGUUCAGUUUGACAAGUCAACGAAGAAGUAAGACGUAAGAGUUAAUCAUGAGAUCUUUCAUUAUUCUAGGAUUUUUGGCAGUUGCCAGUGCUGGUGUUUUGCCUGGUUACAACUACGGACCAGGUCUAUCAGGCACCAGUUCAUCUGGAUCUUCUGGAAGCCUUAUCGGACAAGGAUCAAGCUAUAAUUCUGUUAUUGGCAGCAGCGGUGGAUCCAGUGGAGGGCUUAUUGGUUCGGGAAGUGGCAUUAUUAGCUCUGGAUUGGGAAGCUCAAGUGGAUAUGGAAGUGGUUUGAUCAGCAGUGGAGGUUAUGGAGGUAGCUCAGGAGGCAGCAUUAUCAGCAGCGGAGGUUAUGGAGGUAGCUCAGGAGGCAGCCUCAUCAGCAGUGGAGGAUAUGGAGGCAGCUCAGGGGGCAGCCUCAUCAGCAGCGGAGGAUAUGGAAGCAGCUCAGGGGGCAGCCUCAUUAGCAGUGGAGGAUACAGGCAAGGUGGAUCCUCUGGUACCACACUCAACAUUGGAAUCAAUGCCCUCGACUCAGUUCCACAGACUGUCGAAUACAGCAAACAAUUCUACCACUUCACCGCACCCGAAGAAGCCCACGAAGAAGGUCAGGUCAUGAGGCAGUUGAGCAAUGUCUUAAAGAAGAACCUCCAGGUUGUCUUCAUCAAGGCUCCCGAAAACAACGCCGCCACCAAUGCAGCCCUUCAGUUGGCCAAACAAGCUAUUGAACAAAGAACAGCUAUCUAUGUGCUUUCCAAACAAAACGACGGCUCUCAAUUGGUUGGACAACUCCAACAAAUUCAAGAGAACGUACAAACCACCCCUGAGGUUAGAUUCAUCAAGUACAGGACACCUGAAGAUGUGCAACGUGCCAAGGCUGAGAUCCAAUCUCAAUACAAUAACUUUGGAGGAGCAACUGAGAACUUCGACGGAGGUGUUGCCCCUGUUUUGAAUUACGCUAGUCCUGCUCAAGCUACCCAACAGUUCAUUGGUGGUUCAUCCCAAUUGAUCGGAGGUGGAAGCAGCUAUGGAUCCGGAUCAGGUCAAUUGAUCUCUGGUGGUGGAAGCAGUACCUACGGAUCCGGAUCAGGUCAAUUGAUUGGUGGAGGAAUCAGCUAUGGAUCAUCAGGAUCGAAAAUUGGAUCCCAAUUGAUUGGAUCAGGAUCCAAUCUUAGCUCUUCUCAAAUUAUUGGAUCAGGAACUGGAUCAUCAUCUCAUUCGAUUGGAGGUUCUGGUUCAACCUCUUCUUCUAGCUACUUGCCACCAACUCCUUUCAAGAAAUAAGUCUGAAAGUCUGUGUUUAAGUAUGAAGCUUAUAAAAUUAAGAUUAAAUUGUUAGUUACUUUUUUUUGAAUAAUAAAUAAUUACGAGUAUGAAGAUUUUUAAA
Molecule: messenger RNA, 1478 nt
Organism: Eupeodes corollae
Lineage: Eukaryota; Metazoa; Arthropoda; Insecta; Diptera; Syrphidae
Product: keratin, type I cytoskeletal 9-like
Exons: 2
Coding region: 140-1375 (411 amino acids)
Source: RefSeq, a predicted model, not a curated record